UAGAUAUGGUUUUACAAGAAUUGGCUGAAGUAGAGCCAGCUAAUGUCAAUGUAGAAGCUCCUCCCUAUCAUCAGUCUGAUUAUAUCAGAAGAAAAGUUAGAGCUACUUACCAAAGAUUAAUAAAACAGCCCGACAAAGAAAUGAUGAGACUAACUGGUUUAGAACCUUGGUCUAUGCCUAUUAUUUAG
Molecule: messenger RNA, 188 nt
Organism: Ambispora leptoticha
Lineage: Eukaryota; Fungi; Glomeromycota; Glomeromycetes; Archaeosporales; Ambisporaceae
Source: the annotation of a GenBank genome assembly